Messenger RNA from Phacochoerus africanus (Common warthog), 674 nucleotides. RefSeq names its product interferon alpha-8-like. Gene Ontology annotation, molecular function: type I interferon receptor binding; cytokine activity. Gene Ontology annotation, cellular component: extracellular region. The transcript has a single exon. The record is from RefSeq and is a predicted model, not a curated record. The coding region runs from base 151 to 600 and encodes 149 amino acids. NCBI's taxonomy places the organism in Eukaryota, Metazoa, Chordata, Mammalia, Artiodactyla, Suidae. Gene Ontology annotation, biological process: T cell activation involved in immune response; B cell differentiation; natural killer cell activation involved in immune response.
AACAAACGCGACAUAAGGACAUCUUGCGCCCUCUUGCGGCCGUCUAGAGAAGCACGCUGCGCAGGGUUCCGGAAAGGAACAUACGGGCUUACAGUUAAGCGGUGCUCUCCCGCCCCCUGGUGGCCAUCCCGUGAAUCACUGAAAUUCUCAAUGGCCCACAUCUAUUUGCUUCUGAAAGGAGUGAUGCUCUGCUCCAUUACUGGGUGCUCUCUUGGCCAGAAUUUGUCUGGCAUCCAUAGGCUAGAGAACAGGGAAAUCUUCAUGCUUUUGAGACAGAUAAAAAGGAUCCCCUCUCAUUCAUGCCUAAAGGACAGAACUGACUUUAAAUUUCCUGGGAAAAGAGGGAAUGUCACAGAAACACAGACAUCUCAAGGCACCUGUUACCAUCAUCUGAUGCUCCAGCAGAUCAUCAACCUCUUCAACACAGAGGACAGCUGUGCUGCUUGUAACAAUACCCUCCUCGAUCAACUACUCUCUCGUCUUGAUCAUGGCCUGGAGCAACUAGAGCAGAUGGAAGACGACCAUCUGGCUUGCCCCUAUUUGGGAAGUGUUGUCAGGAAGUAUUUCCAAAGAAUACAUCGCUACCUGAAGGAAAAGUAAUACAGCUCCUGAGCCUGAGAGGUUGUCAGAGUUGAAAUUGAAGUGUGUCUGUUCCUCAUGUAACAAUCCUCAAA